Messenger RNA from Strongylocentrotus purpuratus (purple sea urchin), 391 nucleotides. RefSeq names its product vesicle-associated membrane protein-associated protein A-like. The transcript is spliced from 2 exons. Lineage: Eukaryota; Metazoa; Echinodermata; Echinoidea; Camarodonta; Strongylocentrotidae. The coding region runs from base 110 to 391 and encodes 93 amino acids. The record is from RefSeq and is a predicted model, not a curated record.
CCCUAGAUUCUUCAUGUGAAUAAUUUCAUUUAAGACAUCAAGAUAUGUAAUUUGUUGUAACUGGGUUUUUUUUUCUUUGUAGUGGAAAGCAUCAAAUACUUCUGCUAUAAUGGACAACGAACUAAAGUGUGUUUUUGGAUGGCCAGCCAACCAGCAAGCUCCUGCACCUGCCUCACAAGAAAAGGUAUCAACAAGGGAUUUAGAUACAGUGGUCAAGGAAUGCAAGCGACUCAGGAGAGAGGUUGGCAGCUUACGAGCAGAAAACACACAACUAAGGACAGAGGGCGUGAGGCAGCGAAGAUUUGAGGGAGAACAACACAUGCUACCUACCACCAUGAUCAUCCUGGCAACCUUCUUCAUGGGUUUCGUCGUUGGCAAAUAUGUCUUCUGA